Messenger RNA from Penicillium coprophilum, 714 nucleotides. RefSeq names its product spliceosome-associated CWC15 family protein. NCBI's taxonomy places the organism in Eukaryota, Fungi, Ascomycota, Eurotiomycetes, Eurotiales, Aspergillaceae. The transcript is spliced from 8 exons. Bases 1 to 714 code for a protein of 237 amino acids. The record is from RefSeq and is a predicted model, not a curated record. Gene Ontology annotation, biological process: mRNA cis splicing, via spliceosome. Gene Ontology annotation, molecular function: RNA binding. Gene Ontology annotation, cellular component: catalytic step 2 spliceosome.
AUGACGACAGCCCACAGACCUACCUUUGACCCGGCGCAAGGCAAAGAAGCCCUCCGAGGCCCGGCCUACCACCAGAGACUUCUCCCUGCGCAUAAACACCUGAAAGUUCGCCAACCUGGACAAGGCGGUGCCGCCGACGCCGAUCCAUCGCCCCGUGACCUUCGCGCAGAGCUUCUCAAGGCAGAGGCAGCACACUUUGCCAAGAAAAAUGGCGUGCCCGCCGAACAGCCAGCUAUUGCUGAAUCCUCAGCCCCCAAGCGACAAAUUGAAGCGGCGCCCCAAGAUGGAAGCGAAGGUGAUAAUCAGGAAGAGGACCCAGAGGCCAAACGACGACGCAUAUUGGAGGAGACGCGCGACAUAGAUGCCGAUUCAGAUGAGUCAGAAGAAGACAGCAGUGACGAGGAUAGCGACGAGGAAGAUGAAGCAGCCGAAUUGAUGCGGGAACUUGAAAAGAUCAAAAAAGAGCGAUUGGCACAAAAGGAGAAAGAGGAGCGUGAACGAGCAGCCGAAGAAGAAGAGAAGCGAGAGGUUGACAUUGCGCGCGGAAAUCCUCUACUCAACUCCCAGGAUUUCAGCAUGAAACGGCGCUGGGAUGACGAUGUUGUUUUCAAGAACCAGGCUCGGGGAACAGAGAACCGAGACGGCAAGGAAUUUGUCAACGACCUUCUUCGUUCUGAUUUCCACAAGCGUUUCAUGGGAAAAUACGUGCGAUAG